Molecule: messenger RNA, 1856 nt
Organism: Culex pipiens pallens (northern house mosquito)
Lineage: Eukaryota; Metazoa; Arthropoda; Insecta; Diptera; Culicidae
Product: proton-coupled amino acid transporter-like protein CG1139
Exons: 5
Coding region: 358-1779 (473 amino acids)
Biological process (GO): amino acid transmembrane transport
Cellular component (GO): vacuolar membrane
Molecular function (GO): amino acid transmembrane transporter activity
Source: RefSeq, a predicted model, not a curated record
CCGCGAGCCGACAGUCGAGUGCCGUCCGUGGUCCGGUUUGGACCACAGCUAACUUUUCGGUAGUUGAUCAUCGCGGCUCCUAGUAUCGCGGGACUUGUUUGAAGAACUUUCACUUAAGGCCAAGCUUUACGCGUGUUUAAUUGGUUUUUGAGGUUUUGGCGGUAAAACUUUAACGACCUGCGGCGGUGGCGCGUUCAAAAACCUUUAGCGUCGUCUACAAACUUGUGUUUGCUCACGAGAGAUACGCGAUACGGCGUGUAAAGUCUGUUCGGCAUCAUCAUCAUCAUCACGAUCAUCGGCAGUGGCCGGCAGAGAACGUGAGAUAAAGAGUUGGGACGACGCGUGUGCGCAAGCCCGAUGCCCGGCCUAAUCGAUCCCUCCAAAAAGCCGCCAUCCAGCUCGGAACCACUUAGGAAAAAUGGCGCCAACGGACAAAGUAACCCGGCGUUCGAGAUGAACGACUCCGAAGUAGGUGUCACCACCGGAAAAGAUGGCAAAGAUUCCCACGGAGGUGAUGGUGGUGGUGGUGGCCACGGUAUCGAUUCCGAUCAUCCCACGUCCUACCUGGAGACAACGAUGCACAUCUUCAAGGGUAACGUCGGGCCCGGGCUGUACGCCAUGGGACAGGCCUUCUUCAACGGUGGCAUCGUGGCGGCACCUAUUCUGACGGUCCUACUCGGAAUCACCUGCAUUCACAGCCAACAUUUACUGCUUAACUGCGCGGCGAAGGUAAAGGCCAAGCUGCCGAACGCCAAACAGCUACCGGACUUUGCGGAAACGGUAGAGCUGUGCUUCGAGCAUGGACCCCAGAGGACGCGCCGGUUGGCCAAGUACAUGAAGAUGGCCGUUAACGUGUUCAUCUGCAUCACCCAGCUGGGCUUUUGUACCGUUUACUUCGGGUUCAUCAGUAACAAUUUGAAGCAGAUCUACGACUACUACGGCGUCGUCCUGGACAUCCGCGUCCACAUGGCGAUAAUCUUUGUACCGAUCCUGCUGCCCACGCUCAUCCGAAACCUCAAAUACCUCGCCUGGUGCAUGACCCUCGCGAACAUCUGCAUGAUGCUCGGAAUCUGCAUCACAGCGUCGUACGCCGUCCGCGACUUGCCCUCGCUCAGCGAACGGGAAUACUUCUCCAGCUGGCGCCAACUGCCACUGUACUUUGGAACCGCAAUCUUUGCGUUCGAAGGAAUAGCGCUGGUCCUUCCGCUGCACAACGCCAUGCGAAAGCCGUCGGAUUUUGGACGUCCGCUGGGUGUGCUGAACGUGGGAAUGGCCAUCGUGACGGUUAUCUUCACCGUGCUGGGAUUCCUCGGUUAUCUCAAGUGGGGCGACGACGUCAAAAGUAGCCUUACGUUGAACCUGCCACCCGGGGACAUUCUGGCCCAGAGCGUGAAGGUCAUGGUCUCGCUGGGUAUCCUGCUCGGCUAUGCGCUCCAAUUCUUCGUUGCGAUCCAGAUCAUGCUGCCGUCGGUGCACUCUAAGAUCGGCUACAGCAAGACACACCCCGUCCGGGUUGAGUUGGUCUUCCGGCUGGUGAUGGUCCUGGUCACUUUUAUCGUGGCCGAAAGCAUUCUCAACGUGGGCGCGCUUAUCUCCCUAAUCGGUGCUCUCUGUUCGACAGCGCUGGCGUUGGUCUUCCCCCCGGUGCUGGAGAUCAUCCUGGGUUUGGCUCAGGGCGGAAAAAUCUGUUGGAUGGUGUGGCUCAAAAACAGUCUCAUUCUUGUUCUGGCGAUCUUCAUCUUCCUCACCGGGACUUUCGAGAGUCUCAAAGAGCUGUGACACUUUUUUUUUAGAAAUAUUUUUAUGAUUUAUUUUGUGAUAUUGUAAAUGCAAUUAAAGAUUUUGCUUUCAAAUAA